GGGCAGUUCCUGUGCGGGCGCUUGUCGGUGCGAGCGUCUCUCGAGUGCGUAUUUCUGCGGCUUCGACGAUGUCCUGCCCCCUGCGUCCCGCGACGGCCGAGCAGCAGCAGCAGCAGCAGCAGCCCCUUCUGCAGAAGCACCGCCGAAGACACCCCAGCGAGAAUUAAUUGCUCGAGAGCGGCGGCGAUGGCGCUUCUGUGGGCCGUGUGCGCCCUGCUCGUCUGCACCUCGGCAGGCGUGGCUGUGAAUGUGAAGAAGUUGGCGGGUCCGCUGCACGAGGGCAAAGAGCAGCAACACCCGCUUGAGGUGGAUGACCCGUCGCACCAUCAUCAUUCAGACUUUGACCCCUUCGACGGAGAACUUUCGGAGCACGAGAAGUCGACGUGCGUGUGUCCGGACGACCUGUUCGCGUGCCAAAGGUCGUGCAUAUGUGUGCCGCAGGAGUGGCGGUGCGAUGGCGACGCCGACUGUCAGCACGGCGAGGACGAGCAGUGCGACGUGCCUGGCGUGCACCGCUCCGGGGGCGGCGGCGGCACCAUGUGGGAAGGCCCUUCAGACGUGGGUCACGAGAGGCCCACGGAGCCCGAGCCCGAGUGCCGAGGCCUCCGUUGUCACUCCAACGGCCGCUGCAUUUCGCGCGAGUGGCUCUGCGACGGCGACGACGAUUGCGGAGAUUUCUGGGACGAGGCCAGUUGCGGUUUCGAUAUGAACUGCACGGCGGAAGAAUUUCAGUGCGAGAAUGGUUUGUGCGUUCAGCAGAACUGGGUUUGCGACGGCGACAAUGACUGCAAAGACUUUUCAGACGAAUCCAACUGUACAGCAAAUAGCAAGUGCGCGGCAAACGAGUUUCGCUGCGGCGACGGCACGUGCAUUUCCGAGAACUGGCGGUGCGACUCCGAGUCCGACUGCUUGGACAACUCGGACGAAGCCGACUGCGAUUUUCAGCAGCCGGUGUGUCAGGAGGACGAGUUCCAGUGUUCGUACCCGCGGUGCGUGAACGAAAACUUCAGGUGCGACGGCAACGACGAUUGCGGCGACUGGAGUGACGAAGAAAACUGUCCGAGUCAGCCGUACCGCAGCUGCCGCGCCGGCGAAUACAAGUGCAACAGCGGCAAAUGCAUCCCCGAGCGGUGGUUGUGCGACGACGAGUCCGAUUGUGAUAGCGGGGAGGACGAGGAGAAUUGCGAGAAGAAGAAGCCGCGCACCUGCGGCCCGGACGAGUUUUCCUGCAGCCACGGAAACUGCAUUUUGAAAUCUUGGCUGUGCGAUGGAGUAGAGGAUUGUCCGAAGGGAGAGGACGAGCAGCAAUGCACGCCGUCAUGCGAGGAGACGCAGUUCGCCUGUAGUAAUAGUUCCACGUCUUGUAUUAGCAGAAAACACAUGUGUGAUGGCAAGAAAGACUGCACUAAUGGUGAAGAUGAAAAAGAUUGUCCUACAAAAAAGGAGUGCGGCGCCAACUCAAAAAGGUGCGAUCAGCUUUGCGUGACCACGGUCGACGGCAAAGAAGGCUGCGCCUGUCGCUUCGGCUACUCUCUGCACCCCAAUGGCUACAGCUGCCGUGAUAUAGACGAGUGUUCAACCAAACUGGCACCGCCGUGCAGCCAGACGUGCGUGAACACGAUCGGCUCGUUCACCUGUUCUUGCAAGGAGGGCUACAUUUUGCGUUCGAACGGCCGCUCGUGCAAGGCGCUUGGCCCGCCCGCUAUUUUGUUGUUCGCAAACAGGGUCGAUAUUAGACAAAUGAGUCUGAACAAUGUCAAGUAUACGGCCAUCCUAAAGGGGCUGCACAACGCAAUUGCCCUCGACUACCAUUAUCACAUGGGUCUCGUCUACUGGUCUGACGUUUCCUUGGACAUGAUCAGGAGAGCGCACAUCAAUGGUUCAGAGCCUGAAGAUGUAAUAAGGUGGGGUUUGGAGGCGCCGUCGGGAGUGGCGCUCGACUGGGUUCACAAUUUGCUCUUCUGGACGGACUCAGGCACUCGGCGGGUCGAGGUGGCCUCGCUGGACGGCAGCGUCCGAGCCGUUCUCGCCGCCAGUGACCUGGACAAACCGCGAGCCAUCGCCGUCCACCCAGGAGAGGCUCUUGUUUUCUGGACGGACUGGGGGCCGAACCCGAAGAUCGAGUCGUGCCAAAUGGACGGCAGUGGCCGUCGAUCCAUUGUCACCGAGUCCGUCUUUUGGCCCAACGGACUGACCAUCGACUUUGCUGUUGACCGCAUCUACUGGGCGGACGCAAAACACCACGUCAUCGAGAACGCAGCUUUUGAUGGGAGCGACAGGAAAAAGGUCAUCAGCAAAGGUUUGCCCCACCCAUUUGCUCUGACCGUGUUUGAAGACCACGUUUACUGGACGGACUGGCACACGAAGAGCAUCUCGUCCGCCAACAAAGUGACCGGCAGCAGCUUCCGGACAGUCCACUCGGGUCUGCACUUCCCCAUGGACAUCCACAGCUACCACCCCCAGCGACAACCAAACUACCCGAACCGCUGCCUCGGCACCAACGGCGGCUGCUCGCACCUAUGCCUGCCCAACCGAACCUCCUUCACGUGCGUGUGUCCGCUCGGACAGCGACUUCGGACGGACAGGAAAUCGUGCGAGAAGGCGCCUGAGAAGCUGCUCCUGUUCGCACGCAACCGCGAUUUGCGCAUCCAUCUGCUGGACGGCGUCGAACCGCAGGUGGACAUGGUCAUACCUGUGGACGACGUCCAGUCGGCCACUGCUCUCGACUGGGACAGCGCGACCGACAAUAUCUUUUGGGCCGACGCCGAGGCCAACACCAUCAGCCGCGCGGCACUGAACGGCAGCAACCAGAGAACCGUCGUCAGCUCCAACCUUGAAUCGCCAGCAGGAAUUGCCGUUGAUUGGGUGGCCAAAAAGCUGUACUGGACGGAUGCAGACACUUGUCGCAUCGAAGUGUCCAAUCUUGACGGCACGAUGCGCGCACUUUUGGUGUGGGAAGAUGUCAAAAAGCUCAGAGACAUCGUUGUCAACCCCAAUGAUGGAUUCAUGUAUUGGAGCGACUGGGGUGACACGGCGCGCAUCGAGAAAUCGGGCAUGGACGGCUCGGCGCGCAAAGUGCUCAUUUCGACCAACAUGACCUGGCCCGCCGGACUUGCGGUCGACCAGGAAACGCGGCGUCUCUACUGGGCGGACGGUGGAACCAAAACUAUCGAGUACUGCAACUUUGACGGCUCUGGCAGGAGAAUUUUGAUUGGUAAUAGUUUGCCGUAUCCGUUUGGUCUUACUGUGUACAAGGAGAGCGUUUACUGGACCGAUUGGGACACAACGAGCAUUCACAAAGCGGACAAGCUGAGUGGCAAGAACAUUACUGUCUUAAAGUCGGGAAUCACUGGUCUAAUGGACGUGCAGGUUUUCCACCGCGAGCGAAAAAUGGUUCGUUCCGAGUGCCACUUCAAGAACGGCGGCUGCUCGCACCUGUGUCUGUUGGCGCCGGCGCCGAAAAAAUUCGCCUGCGCCUGCCCGAUCGGCAUCAAAAUCAUGGAGGACGGCAAGAAGUGCGCGGACGGCCCGGUGAAUUCGCUGAUCUUUGCGCACCGAGUUGACAUCAGGCGCAUUUCUCUGGACGUGCCGUACGUGAUAGACGUGGUGCUUCCCCUGCCGCCGAUGCACAAUGCAGUCGCCGUCGAUGUCGACCGGAAAACUGGGGACAUUUAUUGGAGUGACACGGUCGAGGACGUCAUUAGGCGCGGAAAGGAUAAUGGCAGUGACGUUCGGGACGUUGUUAUAGACGGACUGGACAAUGUUGAAGGCAUCGUUGUAGAUUCGACGGGCAGAAAGAUUUAUUGGACUGAUGGUGGAAGGCACAGUAUUGAAGUGGCUGAACUGGACGGAAGUCACCGGAAGGUGCUGAUUUCGAAAAAUCUGGACAGUCCAAGGGCCAUCACUCUGCACUACCACCGCGGUCUCAUGUUUUGGAGCAGUUGGGGCAAAAAACCAAGCAUCGAACGCGCCUUCAUGGACGGUAGCAAUCGAACGGUGAUUGUCCACGAGCACGUGAGUUGGCCGAACGGACUGGCGAUUGACCGUCCCGCCGGCCGCUUGUACUGGAACGACGGCAAAAUGAAGACAAUCGAGAGCUGCACGUUGGACGGCACCGACCGCAGGAUGAUUCUGAGCGACAUUCCGCACCCGUACGGCCUCGUGGUGGUCGGAUCGCACCUGUACUGGACGGACUGGCAGACGGAGGCUCUGCACCGCGCGGACAAGGACACCGGCGCCGAACGCGUCGUCAUCCGCGACCGUCUGCAAGGCCUCAUGACCAUCAGCAGGUCGGUGCAGGCGGACAACAUUGCGGAGAACGCGUGCGGACACACCAACGGCGGCUGCUCGCACCUCUGCCUGCGUCGGCCGGACGGCUUCGAGUGCGCCUGUCCGACCGGAAUCCAAAUGGGCCCGGACGGACGCACCUGCAACAACACGCCGCAAGCGUAUUUGCUGUUCGCCACCAGGUCUGCGCUGGCCAGGGUCUCCCUGGACACGGAGGAACUGUGGGACGUGACGCUGCCCAUCCCUGGCGUCCACACCGCCGUCGCCGUCGACUUCCACUGGGAAAAGCAAAUCAUCAUUUACACGGACAUUCAACUCGACAUUAUCAGGCAAGUGGACAUGAAUAACUUUUCCAACUUCGAGGACAUCAUUCACACCAAUUUGUCGACGCCGACCGGCGUCGCAGUCGACUGGAUCGCCAACAACCUGUACUGGACGGACACUUCGCGAAAGGUGUUGGAAGUUUCUCGUCUGGACGGAUCGUGUCGGAAGCUGCUGAUCCACGACAAGGUGGAGGACCCGCGCGCCCUGGCAGUUUUCCCACGCAAAGGGUUUCUCUACUGGACGGAAUGGGGAGACAGUCCCAAGAUCGAGCGCGCCUACUUGGACGGCUCGGCGCGGCGAGUCAUCAUCGGCACCGAACUCGGGUUUCCCAACGGCCUGGCGCUCGACUACACGGCCAACAGGCUCUUCUGGGCCGACGCUCUGAGGGAUCGAAUAGAAACCUCAGAUUUGCACGGCAGAGGAAGGAUUCAACUUGUGCCCGAGGCCACUCACCCCAUUGGUUUAACGCAGUUUGGUCCUCACGUGUACUGGACGGACUGGUACAAAAAGUCGGUAGAACGGGCGGACAAGUUGAGUGGCUCGGAACGAACGGCGAUUCGGACAAACUUGAACGGCGUGAUGGAAAUCAGGGCCGUCGCGGCUGAUCAGCAGCAGGGCUGGACGCCGUGCGCCGAAGAGAAUGGCUACUGCUCGCAUCUCUGCUUCCACCGGCCGCAGGGCUACAUUUGCCAGUGUCCUGAUGUGUCCGACAAACGACCCUGCUCUACCAAGCCGAGUGCAGUGGUGGCGCCGCGGGACGAGACUCUGGAGGAGGACGACGACGCGGGCGAGGAGUUCGGUUCCGAAGACACCCCCGGCGGCUUUUCCAAGCGCAACGGCCUCAACGGACCCGAAUCUUUGAGUUCACUGGGCGUCGUGCUCAUAGCGUGUUCGUUCGUCCUUCUCAUUUUGGGUUCUCUGCUGAUAAUGGCGAUGGUCAGGCGCCGCUACAAACACAACCUCUACACCGGACGCAACGUGCUGACGUUCGCCAACCCCAACUACAACGCGUCCGAGGCGGGGGCGGCCGGACCCGGGGGCCCCGGCGGCCCCCCGGGCGACCGGCGGCCGUUCCUCUGGAAGAAGCUCAAGUGCGAAAAAACGCCCGGCAAGGUCGGGGGCGGCGCGUCGACGCCGAGCAGCAGCAGCCACCACCAAGAGGAGGGCAUCAUCUUGUGCGCGGUGCCCGAGCUGAAGGCGCCGCACCACCACGCGGCCUUCGACGCCGUCACCAACCUCGACGACUGCAAGCACGACGAGAUCUACUCGGAGAUCACCGUGCCGAGUGCCACCAAGUAAUAGAAAGAAAAAAAAAUCGAAGUAAGCAGAGCAGCGUAUAUAUAUAUUUUCAAAGAGAAAGAGAGAGUUUAAAAAAAAUUUAAAAUAUUUCGCCCAACUGUGACACGAAAUUAGAUUUUUAAUCUGUGAGAAGAGCGAGAGAGCGCCGGACGCUGAUCGAGGGACUUUAAUGAGAAUUUAAUAGAGAAGCAGUUUAAAUACGGACGGUGCAGUGCGCGCGCGAAAGACGGUUCGAGAUCGUCGGUUUCAUGUUCGUCACUUGUAAAUAAAUAUAAGUGAAAGAAAUCGAAAAUUAAUAAUUAAUGAAAAAAAAAUAAACGAAAAGAUGACGCUAUUUAUGAAUGAGGAAAGAGACAUUAAAAACGGUGUAUAUCAGAUUAAAAAGUGUACGUUUUUCAUUAAUUCAAUCCAAAAAUAUCAAAAAUAAAUAAUUACAAAUAAAAGUUAUACUUUUUUAAUUUAUACUUUUUUUAAAGAAGCAUUGCAAAA
Neocloeon triangulifer is the source of this 6399-nucleotide messenger RNA. RefSeq names its product low-density lipoprotein receptor-related protein 4-like. NCBI's taxonomy places the organism in Eukaryota, Metazoa, Arthropoda, Insecta, Ephemeroptera, Baetidae. The record is from RefSeq and is a predicted model, not a curated record. Bases 187 to 5910 code for a protein of 1907 amino acids. The transcript is spliced from 25 exons. Gene Ontology annotation, molecular function: calcium ion binding; protein binding.